GCGCAUGCGCUGGCUCUGAGGUUCCCUGGGCUCUGUGGCCGUUGGGGAGGUUUCCAUCCCUUUGGUUUUUGACCCUCUGUGCUUGCCCGCUCCGCCCCUGCCUCUGCCUCAGCCCAGCGCUGGCCCUGCUACUCUCACAAGAAGGUGGCAGCCUGCUGCCCCAUGGGCAGCGGUGCCCAGAUGAACCCCAGCGCCCCAGGCUGCCCCAUGGCUUCGCUCUACGUAGGGGACCUGCACCCGGAUGUGACCGAGGCGAUGCUCUAUGAGAAAUUCAGCUCGGCCGGGCCCAUCCUUUCCAUCCGGGUGUACAGGGACGUAAUAACCCGUCGCUCCCUGGGCUAUGCUUCUGUGAACUUCGAGCAGCCUGCGGAUGCAGAGCGCGCUUUGGACACCAUGAAUUUUGAUGUCAUCAAGGGCAAGCCGGUCCGCAUCAUGUGGUCUCAGCGUGAUCCGUCACUACGCAGAAGUGGAGUAGGCAACGUGUUCAUUAAAAAUUUGAACAAAACCAUUGAUAACAAAGCGCUAUAUGAUACAUUUUCUGCUUUCGGGAACAUCCUUUCCUGCAAGGUGGUUUGCGAUGAGAAUGGCUCCAAGGGGCAUGGAUUUGUACAUUUUGAAACAGAGGAGGCAGCAGAAAGAGCCAUCGAGAAAAUGAACGGGAUGCUUCUGAAUGACCGUAAAGUGUUUGUUGGACGGUUCAAGUCUCGAAAAGAACGGGAAACAGAGCUUGGAGCAAAGGCCAAGGAGUUCACCAACGUUUACAUCAAGAACUUUGGGGACCACAUGGAUGAUGAGACCCUGAGUGACCUCUUUGGCAGGUUUGGACAGGUCUUAAGUGUGAAAGUCAUGACCGAUGAAGAUGGAAAAUCCAAAGGAUUCGGGUUUGUCAGCUUUGAAAAGCAUGAAGAUGCGCAGAAAGCGGUGGAGGAGAUGAAUGGAAAGGAACUCAAUGGCAAACACAUUUAUGUGGGUCGAGCUCAGAAAAAAGUGGACCGGCACACAGAGCUUAAGCGCAAAUUUGAGCAAGUGACACAAGACAGGAGCAUCAGAUACCAAGGUAUUAACCUUUACGUGAAAAAUCUUGACGAUGGUAUAGAUGACGAGCGUCUGCAGAAAGAAUUUUCUCCGUUUGGAACGAUCACCAGUACAAAGGUGAUGAUGGAGGGGGGACGCAGCAAAGGGUUCGGUUUUGUGUGUUUCUCCUCCCCCGAAGAAGCCACCAAAGCAGUUUCCGAAAUGAAUGGUCGAAUUGUGGCCACGAAGCCACUGUAUGUAGCUUUAGCCCAGCGCAAAGAAGAGCGUCAAGCUCACCUCACUAACCAGUAUAUGCAGAGAAUGGCAGGUGUGAGAGCUGUGCCCAACCCUAUGAUGAACCCCUACCAACCCGCGCCUUCAGGUUACUCCAUGGCCACUGUCCCACAGACUCAGAACUGUGUGCCCUGCUGCCCUAGCCAGCUGACUCAACCAAGGCCAAGUGCUCGCUGGACUGCUCCGGGUACCAGGCCUCAUCCAUUUCUAAAUGUGCCUGCUGCUAUCCACCCAGCUGCUCCUAGAUCAUCACUUAGUACUGUAAGACCAGGUCCUUCCCAUGUUCCUCAAGUAGUGCCAGCACAUCGCGUAACUAACACAUCAGCACAGACAGUGGGUCAACAUCCUGCAGCAGUAGCUGCCGUUUCUGCAGCAACUACUCCUGCUCGCUCGGUUCCGAAGUAUAAAUACGCCACGGGAGUCCGCAACCCCCAGCAACAUCUUACUGCGCAGCUGGCGCAGCAGCCUGCUGUUAGGGCGCAGGCUCAGGAACCUUGGACUGCUUCCAUGUUGGUCCCUGCUCCUCAAGAACAAAAGCAAAUGUUGGGUGAAAGACUGUUUCCUUUCAUUCAAGCCGUGCACCCGAGUCUUGCUGGUAAGAUCACGGGCAUGUUGCUGGAGAUGGAUAACUCAGAACCACUUCAGAUGGUGGAGUCUCCAGAAUCUCUGCGCUCUAACGAUGAUGAAGCUGUAGCCUUACUCCAAGCCCACCAAGCUAAAGAGGCUGUCCAGAAAGCUGUUAGCCGUGUCUCUGGCAUCUCACCUAUUUAAACUGAUCAGAGACCUCAACAAAGAAACUCACAUGUCACAGAAGAAAAAUACCUAAACACUGAAAAAAAUUAAAUAUUAUAAAAAAAUGGUAAAAAUAUAAAAUAAAUAAAAAAAGGAAAGGCAACUUUGAACUUUAUGUACUGAGCAAAUAUCAGGUCUAGUGUUCGGCGUAGACUGAUUUAAUAUCUGCACCACCAUCCCCCAGAAGUAGUAAAAUCUAUAAACCCAUGUUUUGUGGACCCCAGGAAAAGCAAUUUCAGCAAAGUAGAAACAUUUGAAGCAUUUUUUUAAUUUUGUAAUUCUUUAUUGUUGAAUAGCUCAAGAUGUCAGUUCUUACAGCAGAAUUGAUAACUGGGCAAGGAAACAUAAUUUGAAUUAUAAAAUCCUUGCUUUAAUAAAAACUUACACAGUGAAAAAAUAUCAAAAACUUACAUGGUGAAAAAAUAUCAAAUUAUUUAGGUAGGGAUAAUGUGCUCUAUCAUUUUCUUUGUAUUUCUCUAUAAAGCUGUAUGGUAGAAUAAAGAACAACUAGAUGACUUAA
Messenger RNA from Myodes glareolus (Bank vole), 2620 nucleotides. The record is from RefSeq and is a predicted model, not a curated record. Lineage: Eukaryota; Metazoa; Chordata; Mammalia; Rodentia; Cricetidae.